Carica papaya (papaya) is the source of this 1222-nucleotide messenger RNA. The record is from RefSeq and is a predicted model, not a curated record. NCBI's taxonomy places the organism in Eukaryota, Viridiplantae, Streptophyta, Magnoliopsida, Brassicales, Caricaceae.
AUGAACCCAAAAGGCUAUUUUGUUCUUCAUCUCCUGCUUCUUGUCUCCUUCAUUAUCUCCUCAUUACCCUCCAUUUCGGGACUUAAUUACCGACAUAACCCGAUAUCUCAUUAUCAUUAUUAUCACCAUUAUCACCAUCAUGAUCAUCCAUAUUUCCUUACAGAUCAGUUUGAUGAUUACAGUCAUGGCAUAAUAUAUGGAACACUGGAGGCUUCGGAUAAAGAAUCAGAUUAUGAGAAAGACAGAAAGCACUGGCUUGGUUUUGUGAACAUUCAAAACUUGAGAGUAGAAGGUGGAGGAAUCAUCAAUGGCAAUGGAAGAAAAUGGUGGCAGAGAUCUUGUAAAAUCAACACAAAUCUUCCUUGCCAGGAUGCACCAACAGCUGUUACUUUUUCUGAAUGCAAGAACUUGAUAGUGUCAAAUAUUUGGUUCCAAGAUUCACAAAAAAUGCACGUUACAUUUCAAAAUUGUUUCAAUGUGAAGGCAUUGGAUUUGGUGGUGACUGCUCCAGGAAACAGUCCCAACACUGAUGGAAUUCAUGUCACUGGAACCCAGAAUGUCUUCAUUCAAAAUUGUCUCAUUAAAACAGGUGAUGACUGUAUUUCAAUUGUAAGUGGGUCUAAAAAUGUAAGAGCAACUGGGAUAACUUGUGGACCAGGUCAUGGAAUCAGUAUUGGAAGCUUAGGAGCUGAUAAUUCAGAAGCUUAUGUUUCAAAUAUUGUUGUGAGUAAUUCAAAGCUUUCAGGAACCGCUAAUGGCGUCAGAAUAAAGACAUGGCAGGGUGGAUCUGGGUCUGCCAACAAUAUCAUGUUUCAAAAUAUAGAAAUGAAAAAUGUGACAAAUCCCAUCAUCAUAGAUCAAUACUAUUGUGAUCAAGAUAACCCAUGCCCAGAAAAGCACUCAGCUGUUCAAGUGAGCAAUGUGAUAUACAAGAACAUUAAGGGGACAAGUGCUACAAAUGUUGCCAUAGAUUUUGACUGCAGCAAAACAGUUCCCUGCCAAGACAUUACAUUGCAAGAUGUUUCCAUUGCAAGCAACCAACAAUAUAUCACCAAAGCUUCAUGUUCUAAUGUCGAUUUGAACACUCGGGGAGAUGUUCAUCCAUAUUGCAACAAGCAAUGAGAGAUCAAAUUUUAAAUUUUUAAAAUGUACUGUCUUUAUAGUUCUGUAAAUAUUUUAAUUUUAUCAUUCCGAACAACUAAUGAUAUCUAUAUUACCAAUC